AUGUUGUUAAUGUAUCUAGGCUGAAAUUUACAAUACCUAACAUUAUGACCAUAGAAAAAAGAUUAACACAUUAUUACUUAUACUUAUUAUUAAGGUUUAUAUACUUAUAGUUAAAGUCUGAAGUCCGAUGAGUCAUUUGUCACCCAUCAUUUUGUAGUAUCACAGUUAUAGACAUUUUACAAUCAUUAUCUGCGUUGAAUAUAUUUGUUAAAAAUCGAUUCGAACGCUACUUGUUGCAUAAUUAAAAAGUUGACAGUUUUACGAUUGUACUUAUUAUUAUUAAAAAUUAUUUUAUUCUUUUUGUUAUUAUAACUUCUAGAUUUUUUUAGUUAAUUUUUAGGUCGUGUUUUACAUAAAAAGCAAAUGGCAACAUUUAGUUCACCUAUGCCUUCAAGAGAAUUUUUAUGGGAUGUAUUCCAAAGAGUGGAUAAAGAUAGAAGUGGAUUUAUCUCUGCUGAUGAAUUGCAAAUGGCACUAUCCAAUGGCACAUGGACUCCGUUCAACCCCGAAACUGUUCGUCUGAUGAUAGGAAUGUUUGAUAAACACAAUAGAGGAACAGUGUCUUUCGAUGAUUUUGGUGCUCUCUGGAAGUAUGUAACAGAUUGGCAAGCCUGUUUUAGAUCAUUUGAUAGAGAUGGAUCAGGAAAUAUAAAUGCCUUAGAAUUAAAAGAUGCACUAACAUCAUUUGGAUACAGACUUAGUGAGCAAAUUGUAAAUGUAAUGCUCAAAAAAUUUGAUAGAUUUGGGCGUGGUACAAUACUUUUUGAUGAUUUCAUACAAUGUUGUGUUGUUCUGCACACAUUAACAUCUGCUUUUCGUCAUUAUGAUAGUGAUCAAGAUGGAUAUAUAACUAUUCAUUAUGAACAAUUUUUAAACAUGGUAUUUGGUUUAAAAAUUUAGUUUUAUAACUAAAAUUUAUUAUAAAACAAAAAUUUAAUUUAUUUUUCAAAUUAUUAAUAGUUAAAAUACUGAAAAUGUUUGUAUUGAAGUAUAUAUUUAUAUAAAAUGUGUAAUUGUAUUUAAUAAAAAGUAGCAUAACAUUA
Daktulosphaira vitifoliae (grape phylloxera) is the source of this 1043-nucleotide messenger RNA. Its product is annotated as programmed cell death protein 6-like. The transcript has 3 exons. NCBI's taxonomy places the organism in Eukaryota, Metazoa, Arthropoda, Insecta, Hemiptera, Phylloxeridae. The record is from RefSeq and is a predicted model, not a curated record. Gene Ontology annotation, molecular function: calcium ion binding. The coding region runs from base 364 to 900 and encodes 178 amino acids.